GGAGGUAAUUUACUCCGAACAAGGGGCCGCCUUUAGGAAGUAUAAAUAGUGAGACUUCAAGAGCAGCGUCGCUAUCAGAUCUGAACUCUCCGCAGGAAGAAUUGUCAAAGAUCUCAACAUUGAACACGCGCGCUCGGGCCGGGAAGCAUCAGUUCCCAUUUCCCUCCGGCGGCCCCCGCCCCUUCCCUCUUCCUCCUCCCCCUCCUCCUCGUCCUCCUCCUCUUCUUACUUCUUUUUCUCCUUCUACUUCUCCUCUUUCUUCUUUCUUCUCCUCUUUUUUUUUCUUCUUCUUCCUCCUCCUCCCUCUCCUCCCCCACCCCCUGCCCCAUUGAUGUGUUAUUAUUGGGGGGGCUGGAGCAGUAAAAAAAGAAGAAGGAAAAAAGAGCGGGGCUCGGCAGGGAGAGGUUGAGCGCGAGGCUGAACCGCGGCUGCAGCGAUGGAAGAACUUACUGCGUUCGUCUCCAAGUCUUUUGACCAGAAAGUGAAGGAGAAGAAGGAGGCUAUCACGUACCGGGAGGUGCUGGAGAGCGGGCCGCUGCGCGGGGCCAAGGAGCCGGGCUGCGUAGAGCCGGGCCGCGACGACCGCAGCAGCCCGGCAGUCCGGGCGGCCGGCGGAGGCGGCGGCGGAGGAGGAGGCGGAGGCGGAGGCGGAGGAGGCGGAGGAGGUGCAGGAGGAGGAGGAGCAGGCGGAGGAGCUGGAGGAGGGCGCUCUCCCGUCCGGGAGCUGGACAUGGGCGCCGCGGAGAGAAGCAGGGAGCCGGGCAGCCCGCGGCUUACGGAGGUGAACCCGGAGUUGAAGGAUCGCAAAGAGGAUGCUAAAGGGAUGGAGGACGAAGGCCAGACCAAAAUCAAGCAGAGGCGAAGUCGAACCAAUUUCACCCUGGAACAACUCAACGAGCUGGAGAGGCUUUUCGAUGAGACCCACUAUCCAGAUGCUUUCAUGCGAGAGGAACUGAGCCAGCGACUUGGACUGUCUGAGGCCCGAGUGCAGGUUUGGUUUCAAAAUCGAAGAGCUAAGUGUAGAAAACAGGAGAAUCAACUUCAUAAAGGUGUCCUCAUAGGGGCUGCUAGCCAGUUUGAAGCCUGCAGAGUUGCACCCUAUGUCAACGUAGGCGCCCUAAGGAUGCCAUUUCAGCAGGAUAGUCAUUGCAACGUGACGCCCUUGUCCUUUCAGGUUCAGGCGCAGCUGCAGCUGGACAGCGCCGUGGCGCACGCGCACCACCACCUGCAUCCGCACCUGGCCGCGCACGCGCCUUACAUGAUGUUCCCGGCGCCGCCCUUCGGACUGCCGCUUGCCACGCUGGCCGCCGACUCGGCCUCCGCCGCCUCGGUUGUGGCUGCUGCCGCCGCCGCCAAGACCACCAGCAAGAACUCCAGCAUCGCGGAUCUCAGACUGAAAGCCAAAAAGCACGCGGCCGCCCUGGGUCUGUGACGCCAGCACCAGCGCCUGGGUCGAUGCAGCCUCCCGAGCCGCGCUACCCCGCACGCCCUCCGCGUCCCGCAGCUUCUCGGGUACCCGCUUCGGACCUCCAGGCCCGCUCUCUUUCGCCCCGCUCACCGCCCCCUAUUUCUCUCUGCAUUCUGGACUCACAGGGCCCUACUUCAGGCGGGACCCAGGAUCCCACGAGGGCCAUCAGCCCAUCUGCCCUUGGGCUUAGAAUUCGGCUUUUUAGGGUCUGGUUUGGAGAAGUCUGGGUAGAGACUGGACAAAGGAGAUCGGGAACAGUGAAAUGUGGAGUGCGGCAAAGCUGCGACCUAGAAAUAAAAUCUUGCUAACAAAGUAUGGGCAAAAACAAAAAGAAUAGAAAACAAACUAGAGAGAAAAGGAGAAAGGGAACUUGUUUCUUGUUGCUAUUUGGCUGGAAUCAGAAAGAACGACGGAGCAAAACAAUUUUAAAAAUUAAAGUAUUUUAUACGCGUAAAAAUAUGGAAAAAUAACCUGAACGAAUCUUGAGAGAUUGGGGGGGGUUACCAAUUAAAAUGUAUGUUUUUUUUAAUGGGCUAAGAAAGCAAAACAGAAGGAAGAGGUAUACUUAUUUAAAGAAUUAAGAUGAAAAAAAGUGCGCAGCUGGGAAGUUCACAGGUUUUGAAACUGACCUUUUUCUGCGAAGUUCACUUUAAUACGAGAAAUUUGAUAAGAGAGGCGGGCCUCCUUUUACGUUGAAUCAGAUGCUUUGAGUUUAAAAACACCAUGUAUGGAAGAGCAAGAAGAGGGAAGACAGUAUGAGGAGGAGGGAAAAACGAUGUUAAUACAAAAAAAAAAAAAGCCACAGACAAUGAUUCUUCUCAGAAA
Nannospalax galili (Upper Galilee mountains blind mole rat) is the source of this 2293-nucleotide messenger RNA. RefSeq names its product short stature homeobox 2 (gene Shox2). NCBI's taxonomy places the organism in Eukaryota, Metazoa, Chordata, Mammalia, Rodentia, Spalacidae. Gene Ontology annotation, biological process: regulation of transcription by RNA polymerase II. The coding region runs from base 437 to 1432 and encodes 331 amino acids. Gene Ontology annotation, molecular function: DNA-binding transcription factor activity, RNA polymerase II-specific; sequence-specific double-stranded DNA binding. The transcript has 5 exons. Gene Ontology annotation, cellular component: nucleus. The record is from RefSeq and is a predicted model, not a curated record.